AUGUUAACAUCUGUACCACAAGUCCCGCUGGCUGGACACUUAUACCCGAUACAGACACAGGCACCGCCUCCUCCGAUCAAUAUACCUACUGUAUCAACGGCUGGCCAGCUGAUCUUCCCUAGUGGCCUGCCUGAAGCUUGUCCCACCGCUCUGUCGCAGCAGCAUCAGCAACAUUCUGCAGCAGCUUUUGCAGCUGCCAUGGCCGCCGCUAAUUACUACUCCCAACCUACGGCUGCAAAUUCCGUUGGGCCUAUGGCCACUGGCGCUAUGCCACACUCUCAGCCUCCUCAGCAGCAGCAGUUAAUGGCAGCUGCUCAGUUCGCUAGUUUUCUUCAUCACCAACAGCAGCAGCAACAACAGUCUUCUCACACACAGGUUAACUAUCAUUCAGUCGUUCUAAAGGUCUUUAUUUAA
Protopolystoma xenopodis is the source of this 414-nucleotide messenger RNA. The record is from the annotation of a GenBank genome assembly. NCBI's taxonomy places the organism in Eukaryota, Metazoa, Platyhelminthes, Monogenea, Polystomatidea, Polystomatidae.